Molecule: messenger RNA, 2259 nt
Organism: Prunus armeniaca (apricot)
Lineage: Eukaryota; Viridiplantae; Streptophyta; Magnoliopsida; Rosales; Rosaceae
Source: the annotation of a GenBank genome assembly
AUGCGAACCCAUCGGCUACUCGUUCAAAAUCCAACUCCGAGAAACUUCACAACCUUCACAAGGAAAAAACUAACACAACACUCACUCUUUCACUCUCAUAGACCUCAUUCUUUAGCUUAUUGCCCAUCAAAUGACAGGGAAAUUGGUCUUCAACGUAUGCAAUUCCGAGAAGUAUGCAGUACUGCUACAAGCCAAGAACCGUUUUCAUCAGCUUCUCUGUCAGAUUCUCUUUUGGUGGAGAAGAUUUUACUGGGUCUGAAGCAAGGUAAUCUCAAUUCUUUGCGCAGUUAUCUGUUUCGAUUAAACCCAUUGCUUGUUGUUGAGGUUCUUAAUCGGUGCCGCGAAAAUUUGCAACUGGGUCUGAAAUUUAUUGAUUUAAUUGUGUUAAAUAGUCCGAAUUUUAAGCAUUCGUCGCAGUCUUUGAGUGCAAUGAUUCACUUGUUGGUGCGGGGUCGAAGGGUGUCGGAUGCACAAGCUUUGAUUCUUAGAAUGGUUAGGAAGAGUGGUGUUUCGCGUGUUGAAGUAGUUGACUCUUUGGUUUCAACUUAUAGCAAUUGCGGCUCAAGUUCUUUGGUCUUUGAUUUGUUGGUCAGAACUUAUGUGCAGGCUAGGAAGUUGAGAGAAGGGUUCGAGGUGUUUCAGCUGUUUAGAAGCAAGGGAUUUUGUGUUUCGAUAAAUGCUUGUAAUAGUCUUCUUGGUGGGCUUGUGAAGGUUGGGUGGGUUGAUUUGGCAUGGCAGGUAUAUGGGGAAGUUGUUAGCAGUGGGAUUCAGUUAAAUGUUUAUACACUCAAUAUUAUGGUUAAUGCCUUAUGUAAAGAUCGCAAAAUUGAUAGUGUUAAAUCGUUCUUAUCAGACAUGGAAGAGAAAGGGAUUUUUUCAGAUAUUGUGACAUAUAAUACACUAAUCAAUGCAUAUUGUCGGGAAGGGCUUUUAGAAGAAGCUUUUCAGUUAAAGAACUCUAUGUCUUGUAAAGGGUUGAGACCUGAGGUUUUCACGUACAAUGCUAUCAUAAAUGGUUUAUGUAAAGUAGGAAAUUAUGCAAGAGCGAAGGAAAUUUUGUGUGAGAUGUUGAACAAUGGAUUGAGUCCUGACACUACUACAUAUAAUACGUUGCUUGUUGAGAGCUGUAGAAAAGAUGAUAUUUCAGAGGCUGAGGGAAUUUUCAAUGAAAUGUCAUGUAGAGGUGUUAUUCCUGAUUUAGUUAGCUUCAGUUCACUUAUUGGGGUUUUUUCGAGGAAUGGACAUAUUGAUCAUGCUUUAGUAUAUUUUCGAGAUAUGAAAAAGGCAGGCUGGGUUCCAGAUAAUGUGAUCUAUACUAUCCUUAUACAUGGAUAUUGCAGAAAUGGAAUGAUGUUAGAAGCUUUGAAGUUGCGGGAUGAAAUGCUUGAGCAAGGUUGCAUUAUGGAUGUGGUCACGUUCAAUACUAUUUUAAAUGGGCUUUGUCGGGAGAAGAUGCUUUCUGAUGCAGAUGAGCUCUUCAACGAGAUGGUGGAAAGGGGUGUUUUUCCUGAUUUUUAUACGUUCACAACACUCAUUCAUGGAUAUUCUAAGCACGGGAAUAUGACUAAAUCCCUAAAUCUGUUUGAGGCGAUGACUAAAAGAAAUAUCAAGCCUGACAUUGUCACAUACAACACAUUAAUCGAUGGUUUCUGCAAAGUAGGUGAAAUGGAUAAAGCUAAGGAGUUAUGGGCUGACAUGGUUUCUAGAAGGAUAUUACCCAAUCACAUUUCAUAUGGCAUUCUAAUCAAUGGAUUUUGUAGCACGGGACAUGUGCAUGAGGCGUUUAGGUUGUGGGACCAGAUGAUUGAAGAAGGUAUCAAACCGACUCUAGUUACUUGUAACACUGUCAUUAAAGGCUAUUGCCGCUCUGGCAACACAACAAAGGCAGAUGAAUUCUUAGGCAAAAUGGUUUCAAAAGGAAUCGUUCCUGAUAGUAUUACUUACAACACUCUGAUUAAUGGAUAUGUAAAAGAAGAGAAUCUGGACAAAGCUUUUUCUGUCGUUAAGGAGAUGGAAAACCAAGGAAUAUUGCCAGAUCUGUUUACAUACAAUAUAAUUCUAAAUGGGUUCUGUAGACAAGGUAGAAUGUACGAAGCUGAGCUAGUAUUGCGGAAGAUGAUUGAGAGAGGUGUAAAACCUGAUAGAGACACUUAUACGUCAUUGAUAAAUGGACAUGUGACCCAGGACAAUUUGAGGGAGGCAUUUCGGUUCCAUGAUGAAAUGCUGCAAAGGGGAUUUGUGCCAGAUGAUGAAUUCUAG